This is a messenger RNA of Colossoma macropomum (tambaqui), 1544 nucleotides long. RefSeq names its product tRNA methyltransferase 61A (gene trmt61a). Lineage: Eukaryota; Metazoa; Chordata; Actinopteri; Characiformes; Serrasalmidae. The record is from RefSeq and is a predicted model, not a curated record. Gene Ontology annotation, cellular component: nucleus; tRNA (m1A) methyltransferase complex. Gene Ontology annotation, biological process: tRNA methylation. Bases 264 to 1178 code for a protein of 304 amino acids. The transcript is spliced from 4 exons.
UCAGGGAAUGUGCAUAAACAUACGUGAACAUUCGUUAAUCGUAAAACCAUAACCUCUACUAAUUCACAGUUUUACACUUUAAAUGCCUCUACAAAAAACUGACUCAGUCAAUCCGCAUGAUCUGUAGACUGGCUACCGGUUGGGCAUCGUGUAGUAGGCAGUCAGACACGUGUGGUCCUGUUUAGCUGAGCCACAACAUAAAACAUAAGCCCUCUGACAAAAGCAAACUUUUUUCCUGUACUGGAGCUCAUUACUAGUGUCUCAUGAGUUUUGUGGAGUAUUCAGAGUUCAUUCAGGAAGGAGAUGUGGUCAUUAUCUUCCUUGGUCAUGACUCCAUGAUGCCUAUCAAAGUGGAGGCUGGGGCCCAAACUCAGACCCGAUACGGAGCUAUCCGCCACUCCAGUGACUUAAUCGGGCGACGGUUUGGUUCUAAGGUGACCUGCAGUAAGGGAGGAUGGGUGUAUGUGCUGCACCCCACUCCAGAGCUAUGGACUGUGAAUCUGCCCCACCGAACACAGAUUCUCUACACCACAGACAUUGCCAACAUCACAUUGAUGCUGGACCUCAAACCAGGCUCCAUCGUCUGUGAAUCGGGUACGGGCAGUGGCUCACUGUCUCACGCUAUUCUCCGCACCAUUGCGCCCAGUGGUCAUCUGUACACAGUGGAGUUCCACGCCCAGAGGGCUGAAAAGGCUGCUCAGGAGUUCAAAGAGCACAAGGUGGCCCAUCUGGUCACUGUCCGAAACCAGGACGUGUGUAAAGAAGGCUUUGGUGUUGUGGGUGUGGCCGAUGCAGUAUUUCUGGACAUCCCCUCGCCGUGGGAGGCUGUCACGCAUGCCAAGAAAGCCUUCAAACGCAAGGGGGGUCGUCUGUGUUCGUUCUCACCAUGUAUAGAGCAAGUCCAGAGGACAUGCGAGGCGCUGCUGGAGCAAGGUUUCGAGGAGAUCUGCACUCUGGAGGUUCUGCAGAGGGUGCACGAUGUCCGUUCCGUCACUCUGCCCUUGCCAGACUUUGGCCCGGAGGAUGGAGGAGCAGAGAGUGCCAAAAUGGCCUCAGAGGAAGUCUCAUCUGCAGCAAACUCCGGCCACCCCUCAGUGACCUGCCGAACUGCCACGGCCCCUCGGGAGAUGGCUGGACACACAGGGUACCUCACCUUUGCUACAAAACCACGGGGCUAGAGAACAGCAAGUGUUGGGAGGGUGUUAAAGAACACACAAUGUAGUGACACUGUGUGGAUAAGUGUGGAGUAUGGACAGCAGCUCUGUGCUAAUGUAUUCUCAUCGACUCCCAUAGUGCACAUGAACUCCCUUGGCACUGCCUCCAGGCUGCCUUGUGAUCUGUCAAAUUGCUUAAGUUAGGAUACGGAGAAGGUUUUUAUAAUCAGAGUUGGGUAAACGCAGCUGUUUGCCAAGCAGGUGGAUGAGGAGGUAGAUAAGGCUUCAUCAUUCUUUAACCUGCAGUCAUUAUUUUAUUUCUUGACAAGUACAGCAGUGUCUUUUUAUUUUGGCAACAUUUUGUUACAAUAAAUUUAAAAUGAGAAAAAA